This is a messenger RNA of Symbiodinium necroappetens, 3767 nucleotides long. The record is from the annotation of a GenBank genome assembly. Lineage: Eukaryota; Dinophyceae; Suessiales; Symbiodiniaceae.
GCCCUCGUGGCAAGCACGCAGAGAAGUUCCCACAGUGAUCUUGGAGGACUUGCGCUUGCGCGAAGGCCUUCCGAUCGGUUCUUUGAGGCCUUUCAUCAUGGACUUCCCGCAGCAGAGGAUGGGAGGAUCGAUGGGCAUCCAAAUAGAUGGAAUGCUCGGCAUGGAGUUUUUCGAGCGGUUUGCGAUGGAAGUUGAUGCAUCGGCUCUUCGAUUGUACGAGGCAGACUGUGGAGAGAAGAUAGCCGUCGCAAACGACAUGGUCACACUGACGACAGUUCCUUUGCCUGCCCGUCUUCUUGGAGUUCAUCUCGGGCUGCCUGGGUCAGACCAUUGUGUCUGUGGAGUCAUCGACACAGGAGCAUCCUUCACGGUUUUGAAUUGGGCUGCUGCCAAGAUGCUGCUCAAUCUCGUGGAGGCGGAUGCUCAGGAAAUGCUCAGUGCAAGAGGAGGUGUCAGCUCCGUGGAUGCCAGGGGCCAGGAGCUUCUAAUGCCCACCGUCCCGGAUCUGAGCCUACAGCUGCGCGGUGCGGGACGGGCUCCACGUCGCACCUGGGAUGCAGGCCCAGUGGAGGUCGCCAUUGGGGACGUGGCAAGCUUUGAACAGAUCUUCGGGCAGGUUGUCAAGCCCUGCGCCUUGAUCGGGCAGGACCUUCUGACACAAGCGCCGAUGCUUCUGGCGGCUCGGCAGCGCCUGCUCUGUCUCUCGGAAGUGAGCCCAUUCCCCGCCGUGUUGCGAUGGCAUCGAUCGUCUAGCACCUGGGCCUCAAGGCAGCCUUGCCGUUCUAUGGCAAGCCAGGAGGCCAAGGGCAUGUUUGCAUCCCUCUCCACUGCCAAGCUCGGCACUUUGAAUCUUGGGGCACUUGAGACUGCAGCCUCCCAGCACAACUUGCAGGUGCUCGAUCUCAAGGACCACAAGAUCUCAGCGAUUCCGGCACAGGUCCUGAGUGCUUUCACGCACGUCAAGGUUCUAGAUCUUCGCAAGAAUGCGCUGGAGGAGCUGUUGCCAGACAUUCGUGUGAUGAGUCAGUUGGAGGACCUGCUCUUGGAUCAGAAUCGUUUGAGGGAGAUCCCGGACGAGGUCUGCCUUUUGCCACACCUGAGGGGGCUAUCUCUGAGCCAGAACCUCUUGAAGAUGCUGCCGAAGGCUGUGGGAUCCAUGAAGUCACUGAAGAGUCUCAGCCUAGGUGACAACUUCCUGGAAGAGAUUCCGGUAGAGCUUGGACAGUGCAAGGAGUUGCAGACCCUCUACUUGCACCACAACAGCUUCACAAGCUUACCCUCCAGCCUGUCGGCGCUGGAAAAUUUGCAAGAGCUUGCCUUGGAAUGGUUCAGGUACACUACUCCGCCACUACCACGCGUGAUAAAGGGAGCCGAGUGGCAGCGCAUCAUCGUGAAGCUCAGAGACCUUUGUCGCGAGAAGAAAGACAAGGAUGCUCGUGUGAGCUGUAUAGAGGUCCUGUCGGAGUUCUCGCAGAAGGCCUUCGAUCCGAAUGCAAUCGACUCCAAAAGGAGAACUCGGUUACACGUGGCCUGUCUCGAGGGACACGUUGGUGUAGCCCUGGCUCUGGCCGAGAACGGGUCGAAGUGCGAUUCCUUGGACUGUGAGGGCUACUCGCCGCUGCUUGUAGCGGUCCGCGAGGAGCAUCCCGACAUCGCCAAUGCCCUUGUGAGGGUGGGGGUUGACGUGAAUCGUGGCGGGGGUCUGUUUGGCUCGCCACUUCACGUGGCCACGGUCAACUUUGACCCGCAGAUGGUGAUGUUACUUAUUCGUGGAAAAGCUGAUGUCAAUCAGACCGAUGCUGAUGGAAACGCCCCUCUGCAUGUUUUGAUGUCGGUUUUCGACAAGGGUGGUAAGCGAGCCGCGGCCAUUGGCAAAAUCUUGUUGCAGCACAACGCUGAUUGCAACAUGAUGAACAGCGACAAGUGGGCGCCGCUUCACCUCGCUGCUCGACGAGGCCAAUUGCGUGGGAUUGCGUUCGUGCUAAGUAACUUGGACUCCUUCGACGCUGCCUGCCAGAAGGGCACCUGUUCUCACCAGUCCAAGAAGCCAAAGGGCAGCAGAGUGCGGACGUGCCCGCAAGUCUUCGAUCUGAAUCUGAGGGGUGGCUCGCACCUCUGGACACCUCUUCACUUGGCUGGGCAUGCAUGUCAUGUCAAUGUCGUCCAGGUUCUCAUCGAGGCUGGAUCUGACGUUUUUCUACGGAAUGUGGACGGCCGAACUGCAAGGCAUGUCUCCCGUGGUAAUUUGGCCAUCUCCAAACUCUUGCGGAAGGCGGAGGACGAGUGGCUCUGGUACCGCAUACAUCAAGGCUUUGCUGACAUGAAGGAGACAGUGAAACCUUUGGGAGAUGUCAGUGCAGCCACCGAGCCAUCACCAGACAUCGUGGUCUCUUCACCUCGGAAUACCUCGGCAGCUGCGCGGGACUCGGACGAGCUGCUGGAGACUUUCAGGGUAGAGGAUGAGGAAGAAGAUCCCAUCGAGGAAAUCGCUAAAACUGUCGAAGGUCCCGCAAAGAAAGGCUCCGGGCCUACUGCGCCACAAGGACCUCCCGACCCGGGCAGAGCUCCGAUACCGCAGCUGAGAACAGCUUCGAGGCCAAAAAUGCAGCGAAUCACGGAGAAGUGCCAAGACUCCUACUUUUCGAGGGAGGAGCUCCAUGCGCUCCAAACCCUGAACUUCGCAAAGCCUGUUGGUGAAGGACCACAAGCGUUCAUCGAUAUCCUCCACAAGCUCUUGCAAAAGGGGCCAAAGGAGCGCCUCCCGUACCUUCUGUCGAAAGCAUGGGUCAAGGAGCUUAUACCGGAAGUCCUGGAGAACGAAAAAUAUCACCACGUCCUCCUGAGCCCUGACCUCGUGUGCAACGAGGACUUCCUCAGGAUGAUCGUGAGCAACCUGCCGCAAGACAGGCUGACCAUCCUCGGGAGGAUGCGCAACAACGACCAGGACACGCUGCUGCACGUCGUGUGCAAAGGCAUGCAUGCAGCCAGCCCUGGUGCCGACAUCCUCUCCUUCCUCCUUUCCGCCUGCCCCAAGGGGACGUUUGACCUCGAGGCUCGAGACAUGCGAGGGCAGACCUCCCUUCACCUUGCUGCGCAGAACGGAGACCUGGGAUUGGUGCAGGUCUUGCUUGACAACAACUGCCAUCCAAAUUCCCAGGAGGAGACGACCGGUUGGACGCCGCUGCACUUUGCUGUGUCAAAGGCUCACUACAGCGUUAUCCUGCAGCUGCUUCAGCAUGCCGAGACAGACGUCAACCAGGUUGACAAGUUCGAGUGGCCUCCCAUCCUUGAAGCCUGCUCCAGGUUGGAUGCCAGAGCGACGUCCCUCUUAGUCAACGGCCGGGCCAACCUCGCGUUCCGGAGCCAGCACCAGUUCGAUGUGCUGAAAGCUGUGGAUACAUCCAAGAAGGACUUGGCAGCCAAGCGAUGGAUGUCAUGCCUUGUGGUCUCAAACGGCUUCCGGUUUCAGGAGUCGUCCGUCCAGCUCACGGCCGAGGACCGGGAGACCUUGCACCGAGAGCAGGCGUACUUCAAUACCCGUUCCAUCCCAGCAACGCAUCCUCCAUUCUUCGUGCCGGAUCAUUUGGCACCGCGAUGCCACAGCUGCAAGGCAGAUAUCAUUGUAGAAGUUGCGGACUUGUGCUUUGUGGCGGUGCAUGAAGCGUGGCCCGACGGGGCAGGAGCCGGCAACACAAGUCAAGCGGCAAAAGGAGAUGGAUGCUGCUCCUUCAGCAUCUUCGGAGAGGGAGCACCUCAUGCUCAUGAAG